GCUCGAGGACAUUCGUGCUGGAACGGAGCCUUUGUAAAGCCACAGCCACCAGAAGGGGGAGCAUUGGAGUUAUUGAAGGUCAUGACCAAUGCGCACUUCCAUCCCAAAGGUGCUGCAUCUUUCUUCGUCGCGGUUACCACGAGCCUGGCCCAAGUCUUGAAAUAUACGUUCGAAAAGAACAUGCAGGAUGCCCGCCUGGCAAUAAUCAACCUUGACCAUCCUAGUUUGAAAGAAGAACACAAGGUUUACAAAGCGUCAGAAUGGCUUUCGCGUCUAAAACGACAGGAACAGGCCAAGUGGCGCUACAAGGGGCUUACAGAACUUAUCUCUUGGGCCAGUAUCCCCAACGAGGCAAUCUUGCACAUAGUCAAUGUGUCCGAGCUCCUGGCCUUCGGACAAGAAGAACGAAAUAGCAAGCUCCUCUCAUUCGAUACAUUCAUCCCUAAAGAUAAGGGUGUCAAGAAGUCCACUCGAGUCAUAGCACGAGAACUUAAGGACCGCAACACUAAGCUUACUGUUCAAGUGGCUACUACUAUGGGGAGUUUCGCAAAGCUCUUGGGUUUGAAUUCUCACUGUGCCAGCCAUAAGCAUAUUUCGGACUUCUGUUCCGUCUUAGUUGACGGCUGGUCUAUCUCGACUCCAGGAAACAUACAUACCAGGAGCUCGAUCACGCAGUCAUUCGCCAUAGCCCUGGGCUCCAAGACCUUAGCACUCCAGGACGUCAGGGAUGCUUUCAUCACAGGCCUUGACAGGGGCGAAUGGAAUCUGGCAUACUAUGCAAGUCGCCGACGGCGCACAAGAUGAGGUACUGGCUGGACUUGCUCUAAUGCUGUAGACUCGCAUCAAUCAAGAUUCUGGGGUUUGGAAGAGGGUGCGGCAUCAACGCAUCGCCUCUACCACGACAGCGAAGGUCAAACUAAUGGUUCCCGUUCCCUCAUCAAGACUAAGACAAAUCCACUAUACUGCGUGCUUCACUUCUUGUACGAUACCACCUCCUUCCUGAAGUUAAUACGACAAGCGCGUCUUGUCUUCGCUCCACAGAACAAGGAUGUUAACGAGAAUGCUUUUCUUAUAUGUGUGGAUGUCAGCAUCUUACCAAAAGACAAACACGGUAUGGCUUAAAAACAUGGGCUGGUUGUGAGAAGGCACUGAGGGUAUGAGGUGCAUUGUUGUGUCGUGAGGUCUGCAAAGUUAUAGAAUUGCACCCAGGAAUAGCAAUGAAGAAAUACGCUCUCAAUC
This is a messenger RNA of Paraphaeosphaeria sporulosa, 1239 nucleotides long. RefSeq lists its product as uncharacterized. NCBI's taxonomy places the organism in Eukaryota, Fungi, Ascomycota, Dothideomycetes, Pleosporales, Didymosphaeriaceae. The transcript is spliced from 3 exons. The record is from RefSeq and is a predicted model, not a curated record. The coding region runs from base 82 to 804 and encodes 240 amino acids.